AAACACGCCCUUUUUCAUCAGCUAGCGGGACAAGAAAGAGAGAGGCUAGCAGCGGUAGCAUCCCAGUCCCCUAAUGCACCUCCAACCACCCGGCCUGGACUGGAGCUGGACUGACCAGCUGGGACGGCACAUCAGGAUGUGGAAAGCACUCCCCGUGAAUUUCUUUCUGUUAACUUUAUUCGCGCUUCAGUGCCAUUCUCAAGGAUGCGAGAGCGGGCAGUUCCGCUGUGCAAACGGCCGCUGUGUUCCCGCUGGCUGGCAGUGCGAUGGGAUAGCGGAUUGUUCCGACGAUUCGGACGAAAGUGGCUGCCCCGAGACGACCUGUGCCGAAGGCCAGUUCCGCUGCGCCAGCGACGGCGGCUGCAUCCCCGCGGGCUGGGUGUGCGACGAUGAGGAGGACUGCGAGGACGGCACGGACGAGAGGCAGCACUGUCCUGGCAGAACAUGCUCAAGUGGGCAAUUCACCUGCACCAAUGGAGCCUGCAUCCCGGGGGACUACAGGUGUGAUCGGGUCUCUGACUGCUCCGAUGGAGCUGAUGAGAGAGGCUGCAAUUAUCCUCAGUGUACAGAGCUGAGGUGUGAAAAUGGAGCCUGCUAUAACCAGAGUCAGCACUGUGACGACAUCAUAAAUUGCAGAGAUGGUUCUGAUGAAGCCAACUGCACACAGCGGUGUGGUAGCACUCAGUUCCACUGCGGCAAUGGGGAAUGUAUCCCGCAGAGAUACAUCUGUGACCAUGACGACGACUGUGGAGACAGAAGCGAUGAACAGGACUGCACUUAUCCCACUUGCAGUGGGAAUUACUUUACUUGUCCAAGUGGGCGCUGCAUUCAUCAGAGCUGGCUUUGUGAUGGAGAUGAUGACUGUGAAGAUAAUGCUGAUGAGAGAGGCUGUGAAUCAUCAGAGCACGAGUGCUACCCAGGGGAGUGGCCAUGCCCUGCCUCUGGCGUCUGUAUCUCCCUUGAAAAGCUUUGUGAUGGAACCAACCACUGCCCUGGGGGGGAGGACGAGACCAACACAACUGCAGGCAGGAAUUGUAGUGUAUCUAGGUGUGCAUCUCUAAGCUGUGAGCAUCGGUGUCAUCCGUCUCCUGCAGGAGGGACUUGCUACUGUCCUUCAGGUUACGUCGUCAAUAUUAAUGACAGCCGAUCCUGCACAGAUUUUGACGAGUGCAAGAUGUGGGGUGUUUGUGACCAGAUGUGUGAAGACAGAACUGGCAGUCACAGAUGCAGCUGUCUGGAAGGCUAUGUCCUGGAACAACACAGGCAUUGCAGAGCUAACACUUCAUCUGGGCUGCCGUUACUUAUAUUCUCCAAUGGAAGAGAUCUGCUGGUUGGCGAUAUCCAUGGGCACAGCUCUCGGAUACUUGCGCAGUCCCAGAACCGCGGUAUAGCUGUCGGAGUAGAUUACCAUUAUUACUUACACAGAGUCUUCUGGACAGACACCAUUCAGAACAAGGUGUUCUCUGUGGAUAUUGAUGGUUCCCGGAUCCAGGUGGUCUUAAACGUAUCAGUUGACUACCCUGAAAACCUAGCGGUGGACUGGGUAAACAAUAAGCUGUAUGUAGUGGAGGGGAGUGUGAACAGGAUAGACAUGGUGGAUUUAGAUGGGGAUAACCGCGUGACCCUGAUCGCUGAGAACCUGGGAAACCCAAGAGGCAUCGCAGUCGAUCCCACAGUGGGGUUUCUGUUUUUCACAGACUGGGAUCGUGUUACAGGGGAGCCCGGCCUUGAGAGAGCCUACAUGGAUGGAACAAACCGCUAUGAAAUAGUUAAGACUAAGCUGGGCUGGCCAGCUGGAAUAACACUGGAUAUUGUGGCUAAGAGAGUUUACUGGGUUGAUAGUCGAUAUGACUACAUUGAAACAACAAAUUAUGAUGGCCUGCAUAGGAAAACUGUGGUUCAUGGAGGGUCACUCAUUCCGCAUCCCUUCGGAGUCAGCCUGUUUGAACACACUGUGUAUUUCACUGAUUGGACUAAAAUGGCUGUGAUGAAGGCAAACAAGUUCUUCGAGAAUAACCCUCAGGCUGUCUACCAGACCCCACUGACUCCCUACGGCGUGACUGUCUACCAUUCCCUCAGACAGCCUUACGCGAGAAACCCGUGUGGGAGCAACAAAGGCGGCUGCGACCACAUUUGCGUGCUGAGCCACAGGACAGACAACGAUGGCCUGGGCUACCGCUGCAAGUGUCGGAUGGGCUACGACCUGCACUCCGACGGAAGACGCUGUGUGGCCGUGAGGCAGUUCCUGCUCUUCUCCAGUCAGCUGGCGGUGAGAGGAAUCCCCUUCAAUCUCUCCUCCCAGGAGGAUAUCAUCCUGCCCGUGACUGGAAGCCCGUCCUACUUUGUUGGAGUCGAUUUCAGCGCAGAGGACGACACCAUUUUCUUUUCUGACACUGCAAAAGAUAUAAUUUAUAAACAGAAAGUGGAUGGGACAGGCAGAGAGGUUCUUGCAGCCAAUAGGGUAGAUGGUGUUGAAGAUCUGGCGUUUGACUGGAUUUCAAAAAACCUGUACUGGACUGACCCCCGAUACAGGAGCAUAUCAGUGAUGAAGCUGGCAGACAAGUCCAGAAGAGCAAUAAUACAGAAUCUCAACAACCCUAGAUCACUAGUGGUGCAUCCAGGAAUAGGGUACAUCUUUUGGACGGACUGGUAUCGUCCUGCCAAAAUCAUGAGGGCCUGGUGCGACGGGUCACAUGCACUGUCGAUUGUAAACACAACACUUGGCUGGCCCAACGGUCUGGCCAUCGACUGGAGUUCUCUACGCUUGUACUGGGUAGACGCAUUCUUCGAUAAGAUUGAGCACAGCACAUUUGACGGAUUAAAUAGAUUGACUCUUGACCGUAUCAGCCAGAUGUCACAUCCUUUUGGUCUUACCAUCUUUGGAGCAUAUGCAUAUUUUACCGAUUGGAGACUGGAAGGGAUAGUUCGUGUCCGAAAAACAGAUGGAGGAGAAAUGACGGUUAUCAGAAGAGGCAUAAGCCACAUAAUGCAUGUUAAAUCGUUUAAUGCAAAUUCCCAGACUGGAUCAAACUAUUGUAACAGGCCUGCCAAUCCAAAUGGAGACUGCAGCCAUUUUUGUUUCCCAGUGCCUAACUUUCAAAGAGUCUGCGGCUGCCCAUAUGGGAUGAAACUGGCCCCUAAUCAACAAACCUGUGUUGAGGAUCCCUCCAGUGAACCCCCAACUUUACAGUGUGGCUCCAACUCUUUCUCCUGUGCCAAUGGCAAAUGUGUGCCAUCGUACUUCAGAUGUGAUGGUGUUGACGAUUGCCAUGACAACAGCGAUGAGGUCAACUGUGGAACCCAUAAUACCACCUGUUCAUCCUCUGCAUUCACCUGCGCCAAUCAGCGUUGUAUCCCUACCAGCUGGCGCUGUGACGGGCACAACGACUGUUUUGAUGAGAGUGACGAACGUAACUGCCCCACGCAUGUCCCCACCACCUGUCUGUCCAACCAGCACACCUGCGCCAACAAACGCUGCAUCCCCUUGAUCUGGCUGUGUGACACCGACAAUGACUGUGGGGACGGCUCAGAUGAACUUAACUGCAAUGUUACAGGAACUUGUUACCCAGGGCAGUUUCAGUGCCCAGACCAUCGUUGUAUUGACCCAAGCUACGUGUGUGAUGGAGACAGGGACUGUGUCGAUGGAGCUGAUGAACAGGGGUGCUCAUAUAACUGCACGGGCUAUGAGUUCAAGUGUGCAAAUGGCCGCCAAUGCAUCAACUCCUACUACCUGUGUGAUGGAGUUUUUGACUGUCAGGAUCACUCUGAUGAAGCUGGUUGUCCCACGAGGCCUCCCGGCAUGUGCCACCACGAGAGUGAAUUCCAGUGCCAGUCGGACGGCAGCUGCGUGCCGGCGGGCUGGGAGUGCGACGGGCACCCGGACUGCGAAGACGGGUCCGACGAGCACCAGGCCUGCCCGGUGCGCACCUGCCGGCCCUCCAUGUUCCGCUGCGACAACGGGAACUGCGUGCCCCGCGGCUGGCUCUGCGACGGCGACGAUGACUGCCGGGACGCCAGCGACGAGCGCGGCUGCCCCACCCCGCCGUUCCGCUGCCCCAGCUGGCAGUGGCAGUGCCCGGGGCACAGCGUGUGCGUCAACCUGAGCCGCGUGUGCGACAACACGCCCGACUGCCCCAAUGGAGCCGACGAGUCGCCUCUCUGCAAUGAGCCUUUGCCAGACCAGGAGAGCUGCUCGGACAACAAUGCGGGGUGCACGCACAACUGUAUCCAGGGCCCCUUCGGGGCUCAGUGCACAUGCCCCAUGGGCUACCUGCUGAGCAACGACUCCAAGACGUGCGACGACGUCGACGAGUGCAGCCCCCCCGGCCUCUGCAGCCAGCACUGCUUCAACGAGCGGGGGUCCUUCCGCUGUCACUGCCAGGAGGGCUACGUGCUGGAGGCCGACCAGCGCACGUGCAAGGCCUCAGGUUCCAGAGAAGCACUGUUGCUGGUUGCGAGCCGAAACCAGAUAGUUUCAGACAAUAUCACAGCCCAGCCGAAUGUUAUCCGCUCCCUGGUACGGGAUGGGAGGAACAUUGUGGCCAUUGAUUUUGAUUCAGUCACUGAUCGUGUGUACUGGUCAGACACCACGCAAGAUAGAAUAUGGAGCGCUUUCAAAAAUGGCAGUGACCGGACAGUUAUAUUUGACAGCGGGGUUACGGUUACAGAAAGCAUCGCUGUUGACUGGGUGGGACGCAACCUGUAUUGGACAGACUAUAUCCUUGAGACCAUCGAGGUGUCCAAACUAGAUGGCAGCCACAGGACUGUGCUUAUCAGUGAAAAUGUGACGAACCCCAGAGGACUAGUGUUGGAUCCAAGGAAUGAUGCUCACGUUAUGUUCUGGAGUGACUGGGGGAGGAACCCGCGGAUUGAGAAGGCCAGUAUGGAUGGCAAAAUGAGGACGGCUAUUAUUAGCAACAAACUCUACUGGCCUAACGGCUUGACCAUAGACUAUCCCAACAAACUGCUCUACUUUGCAGACGCUUAUCUUGAUUUCAUUGACUAUUGUGAUUACAAUGGAAACAACAGGAAGCAGGUCUUAGCCAGUGACUUGGUGCUGCAACAUCCACAUGCCAUUACGAUUUUUGAGGAUUACGUGUACUGGACUGACAGAUAUGUUAGCCGGGUAAUUCGAGCCAAUAAGUGGCAUGGGGAAAACCAGACUGUGAUGCUGUAUAACGUCCCACAGCCUAUGGGAGUUGUGGCUGUCCAUCCUGCCAGGCAGCCUUCAGGUGUCAACUUCUGCUCCAUGAGUCCCUGCUCCCACAUAUGUCUCCUGUCCACUCUUGGGCCCAGAUUUUACUCGUGUGCCUGCCCUUCAGGAUGGACUCUGUCUGCAGACCAGGCGAACUGUGAGAGAGAUGCAGCUCCUUUUCUGAUUGUGGUGCGUGACAGUAUUAUCUAUGGCAUCCCACUGAACCCAGAUGACAAGUCCAAUGAUGCCAUGGUCCCCAUUGCUGGUCUGCACAAUGGCUAUGAUGUUGACUUUGAUGAUUCUGAGCAGAUGAUCUACUGGGUAGAGCACCCAGGCGAAAUUCACAGGGUGAAAUCAGACGGAACCAACCGGACAGAGUUCGCCCCCGCUGCCAUCCUCGGCUCUCCGGUGGGCCUGGCAUUAGAUUGGAUGACGCAGAACCUGUACUACACUAAUCCAGCGUCUCAGUCCAUUGAGGUGCUGAAGCUCCAUGGAGAACUGAAGUACAGGAAAACUCUGAUCACUAAUAAUGGCACUCCCACUGGCGCAGGAACUCCUAUUGGCAUCACUGUCGACCCUGCACGUGGGAGGAUGUACUGGACUGACCAGGGCACAGAGAGUGGUGUCCCUGCUAAGGUGGCAGCUGCAGAUAUGGAUGGAUCCAAUGCUAUCAACCUCUUCACUAACAACAUGGAUCACAUAGAAUUCAUUACUAUUGACAUUGGUGAAAAUAAGCUCUACUGGGCUGUCACAGCAAACGGGGUGAUUGAAAGAGGAGAUCCCGACGGAACAAACCGUAUCACCAUAGUCAACGGGCUUUCACACCCCUGGGGCAUCGCUGUGCACAAUACGUACCUGUACUUCACAGACAGGGAUUAUGAGGUUGUGGAAAGAGUGGACAAGGCCACUGGAGCUAACAGAGUGGUGCUGAGAGACAAUGUGUCUGGACUGCGAGUGCUGAAAGUCCACGAUCGAGAGAAAUCUGCUGGCACAUCUAAUGGCUGCAGUAAUAAUAUAGGCACAUGCCAGCAGCUCUGUCUUCCCAAGCCUAGAGACCAGUAUGUUUGUGCCUGUGCCACUGGCUUCAGACUGAACUCGGACAACAGGACCUGCUCCGCCUAUGAUUCCUUUGUCAUCAUCUCCAUGCUGUCUGCUUUGAAAGGAUUCGGUCUGGAAGGCGCAGAUCACUCAGAGGCCAUGGUGCCAGUCGCUGGAAGAGGUCGGAACGCCUUACAUGUAGAUGUGCACAUGCCCUCUGGGUAUAUUUACUGGUGUGACUUCAGCAACAGCGUGGCUUCGCAGAAUGGCAUCCGGAGAAUCAAGCCGGACGGCUCUUCUUUCCAAACUGUUGUUUCAUCGGGAAUCGGUCGGAAUGGAAUCAGAGGGAUUGCCAUUGAUUGGGUAGCAGGGAAUCUUUAUUUCACAAAUGCAUUCUUGACCGAGACAUACAUAGAAGUGGUGCGCUUGAACACCACAUUCCGCCGUGUGCUUCUGAAAACCACUGUGGACAUGCCAAGACACAUAGUGGUGGAUCCUAAAAACAGGUAUCUCUUCUGGGCAGAUUAUGGGCAAAACCCCAAAAUUGAACGGGCAUUUCCAGAUGGCACUAACAGGACAGUGCUUGUGUCUUCUGGUAUUGUGACCCCAAGGGGUUUGGCUGUGGACUACCAGAAUGGUUACAUUUACUGGGUGGACGACUCCUUGGAUAUGAUUGCUAGGAUACGGCCCGAGGGGGGCGAAACUGAAAUAGUGAGGUACGGAAGUCGAUACCCCACUCCCUACGGCAUUACUAUCUUUGAAAACACCAUGAUUUGGGUGGACAGGAACUUGAAAAAGGUCUUCCAAGCCAGUAAACUGCCUGGAAACACAGAGCAGCCAGCGCUUGUCCGGGAUAAUAUCAACCUACUGAGAGACGUCACCAUAUUUGACAGGCGCACUCAGCCCAGGACAGCACAGGAGGUCAGCAAUAACCCCUGCUUGGAAAGCAACGGAGGCUGCGCUCACUUUUGCUUUGCCAUCCCCGGGACUCAGACGCGAAAGUGCGCCUGUGCCUUUGGGAACUUGGCAAGAGACGACGCGAGCUGCGUGGUUUCACGGGACGACUACUUGAUCUACACGACGGAAAGCACCAUCCGCAGCCUCCGUCUGGACCCGGAGGACCAUGCCCUUCCGUUCCCAGUGGUCACCGUUCUCCGCACCGCCGUGGCUCUGGACUACGACCGAGCAGAUAACAGACUGUACUUCACACAGAGCUCGGGGGCGGGCAACAGUAGAAUCAGCUACAUAAGCCUCUCCUCUCCUACCUCGCCCCCCACCGUUGUGGCAUCAGAUUUGGGUGCUCCUGAUGGUAUAGCCUAUGACUGGAUAAAUAAAAGGAUUUACUACAGCGACUACAUUAACCAGACCAUAACCUCUAUGGCAAUUGAUGGGUCUCAGCGCACAACCAUUGCUCGAGUUCCACGUCCCCGAGCCAUAAUGCUAGACCCCUGUAGAGGGUAUAUGUACUGGACUGACUGGGGGACCAACGCUAAGAUUGAAAGAGCCACACUAGGAGGGAACUUUAGAACUGAAAUCGUAAACACCAGUCUUGUGUGGCCAAACGGACUGACUCUUGAUUAUGAUGAGGAAAGACUGUACUGGGCAGAUGCAAGUUUGCAGAAGAUCGAGCGGUGUUCUCUGACGGGCUCAAACCGUGAAGUCAUUGUCAGCACGGCUAUUUACCCAUUUGCUAUGACGGUAUACGACCAGCAUAUUUACUGGACAGACUGGAACACCAGGAGCAUCUACAGGGCAAACAAACAUGACGGAUCGGACCAGAUAGUCAUGAUACAGAACUUGCUGUUGCGGCCCAUGGACAUCCAUGUCUUAUCCAACAGCAAGCAGCUGCAAUGUAGCAACCCGUGUGACCAGUUCAACGGAGGAUGUAGUCACAUUUGUGCUCCAGGUCCCCAGGGUGCAGAGUGUCAGUGUCCAUCAGAGGGUCGCUGGUACUUGGCAGACAACAAGCACUGCAUUCCAGACAAUGGGACCAGGUGCCAGCCUAGUCAGUUCACUUGUAUGAAUGGGCGCUGCAUCCGAGCCCAGUGGAAAUGUGAUAACGACAAUGACUGUGGUGAUGGAAGUGACGAGUUGGAGAGAGUCUGUGCCUUCCACACCUGUGACCCCACUUUGUUCACCUGUGGAAAUGGCCGCUGUGUUCCGUAUCACUACCGCUGCGAUCACUACAAUGACUGUGGUGACAACAGCGAUGAAGCUGGUUGCCUCUUCCGCCCUUGUGAUCCAAACACAGAGUUCUCCUGUGACAAUGGCAGGUGUAUUUCUCAAGAAUAUGUGUGUAACGGGGUGAAUAACUGCUAUGACAAUGGCACCACAGAUGAGAAGAACUGUCCUGACCGUACAUGUCAACCUGAGCAUACAAAGUGCCAGACUACAAAUAUCUGCAUCCCUCGCUCGUACCUGUGUGAUGGAGACAAUGACUGCGGAGAUAUGAGUGAUGAGAGCCCCACUCACUGUGCAACAGCAACGUGUGCGGACAAUGAAUUCCGCUGCUCCAGUGGACGCUGUAUCCCAGCUUACUGGUACUGUGAUGAGGGAACUGACUGUGCUGAUGGGUCCGAUGAGCCACCAUCCUGUGCCACCUUUGUGAGAACAUGUUCCAGUGACCAGUUCAGAUGUGACGAUACAAGAUGCAUUCCUGCUUCCUGGAUCUGCGAUGGUGACAAUGACUGUGGAGACAUGAGUGAUGAGGACCAAAGACACAACUGUGCGAACCGCAGCUGUACAGCUUCGGAAUUCACUUGCAUUAACAACCGGCCUCCACAGAGGAAGUGUAUCCCACGGUCCUGGGUCUGCGAUGGAGACGCUGACUGCGCAGACGCCUACGACGAGCACCAGAACUGCACCAGGGUACCCUGCUCAGCGAAUGAGUUCACCUGCAGCAAUGGCCUCUGCAUUCGUGGCUCCUACAGGUGUGACCGGCGCAAUGACUGCGGCGACGGCAGUGACGAGCAGGGCUGCACCUACCAGUCCUGCCAGCAGCACCAGUUCACCUGUCAGAACGGCCGCUGCAUCUUCAAAGACUUCGUCUGCGACGGCGACAACGACUGCGGGGACGAGUCGGACGAGCUGGGUCACCUGUGCCACACCUCCCCGCCCACCUGUCCCUCGGGCCACUUCGCGUGCGACAACGGGAACUGCAUCCAGAGCAGCCGGGUCUGCGACCGGACUGACGACUGCUCCGACAACAGCGACGAGAAAGGAUGUGGUAUCAACGAAUGCACGGAUCCCUCAAUGCACCAUUGUGAUCACAAUUGCACGGACACUCCCACAAGCUUCUACUGCUCCUGCCGCCAAGGGUACAGGCUGAUGUCAGACAGCAGCACCUGCGAUGACAUCAAUGAGUGUCACGAAACGCCCAGCGUGUGCAGUCAGGUGUGCGAGAACACAGUUGGCUCCUACAUCUGCAAGUGCGCUCCGGGGUACAUCCGCGAGCCAGACGGGAGGCGAUGUCGGCAGAACAGCAACAUCGCCCCCUACCUGAUCUUCAGCAACCGCUAUUACCUCCGCAACUUGUCCACAGACGGACAGGCCUACUCCCUCAUCCUGCAGGGCCUGUCUAACGUAGUGGCCAUGGACUUCGACCGGGUGGACAGGCGGCUGUACUGGAUCGAUGUGGGGAGGAGUGUGAUUGAGCGAAUGUUCUUCAACGGCACAGAUAAGGAGACAGUAGUCAGCGGAGUGUUACAUGGUGAGGGUCUGGCAGUGGAUUGGGUUGGCAGGAAACUGUACUGGGUUGAUGCAUUUCGGGACUGCCUGAAUGUGGCUGAAAUGGAUGGACGCUUUGUUAAAAAACUUGCUGAUCGUUGUGUUGACCUCAACAACACUUACUGCUUUGAAAAUCCCAGGGCUGUUGCUGUACACCCUAAAUAUGGCUACGUUUAUUGGACAGAUUGGGGUCACAAAGCAUUUAUUGGCCGUGUUGGAAUGGAUGGAUCAAAUAAAUCGGCAAUCAUCACUUACAAGAUAGAGUGGCCGAAUGGACUCACCAUUGACUACACAAACGAUAAGCUCUACUGGGCCGAUGCACAUUUGAACUAUAUUGAAUAUUCAGACUUAAAUGGUCACCAUCGUCACACAGUGUAUGAUGGAACUUUGCCUCAUCCCUUCGCCAUCACGCUGUUUGAAGACACUCUGUACUGGACCGACUGGAACACCAGGACUGUGGAGAAAGGAAACAAGUACGACGGAUCAGGCAGGGGUGCUCUUGUCAACACAACGCACAGGCCAUUUGACAUCCACGUGUACCACCCCUACAGACAGCCGAUAGUGACUAACCCCUGUGGUGUGAACAAUGGAGGCUGCUCCCAUCUGUGUCUGAUUAGAGCGGGUGGCCAAGGCUACACCUGCGAGUGUCCUGACCACUUCCUCACCGUGCAGCUGGGGGGCAUCGCCCGCUGUCUUCCCAUGUGCUCCAGCACCCAGUACCGAUGUGCCGACAACGAACGGUGUAUUCCCAUCUGGUGGAAAUGCGACGGGCAGCGGGACUGCCGGGACGGGUCCGAUGAGCCGCCAGUGUGCCCCAGUCGACACUGUCGCUUGGGACAGUUCCAGUGCAACGACGGGAACUGCACCAGCCCACACUUCCUGUGCAACACAAUCCCCGACUGCAGCGAUGGCUCCGAUGAAGACCCCGUCCUGUGUGCCAAUCACCAGUGCGAGAGCCACCAGUGGCAGUGCCAGAACAGGAAGUGCGUCCCAGAGGCCUGGCAGUGUGACGGCGAGGACGACUGUGGCGACGGCUCCGACGAGGAGUCCGCGCACUGCGCCGCCAGGACCUGCCCCCCAGGACAGUUCAAGUGCCGCAACGGCCGCUGCAUCCCGCAGAGCUGGAAGUGCGACGUGGACGACGACUGCGGCGACGGCUCUGACGAGCCGCAUGAUGAGUGCAUGGGCCCUGCAUAUCGCUGUGACAACCACACAGAGUUUGACUGCAAAACGAAUUACCGCUGUGUUCCCCUGUGGUCAGUGUGCAACGGAUACGAUGACUGCCGUGACAACAGCGACGAGCAAGGCUGUGAGGAGCUGACGUGCGAGCCUCUGGGGGAUUUCCGCUGCGACAAUCACCGGUGCAUCCCGAUGCGCUGGAAGUGUGACGGAGACAACGACUGCGGCGACGGGUCCGACGAGCGUGGCUGCAGCCCUCGUGCUUGUACAGAAAGCGAGUAUCGCUGUGACAAUCUGCACUGCAUUCCUAACCGCUGGGUGUGCGACCAUGACAACGACUGUGAGGACAAUUCUGAUGAAAGAGACUGCGAGCUGGGGACCUGUCAUCCUGGUUAUUUCCAGUGCACCAGCGGUCAUUGCAUUGCUGAGAGGUUCAAAUGUGACGGAAAUGCCGACUGUCUGGACUACUCCGAUGAGACGACGUGUCCAACACGUUAUCCGAAUGGCACUUACUGCCCUCCGUUCCUGUUUGAAUGUAAGAACCACGUGUGUGUCCAGCCCUACUGGAAAUGUGAUGGAGACAAUGACUGUGGAGACAACUCUGAUGAAGAGCUGCACCUCUGCUUGGACAUCCCCUGUGACCCACGUGUCCGAUUCCGGUGUGAAAACAACCGCUGCAUCUACAACCAUGAGCUCUGCAACUCGGUGGAUGACUGCGGGGAUGGAACUGAUGAGAAAGAAGAGCACUGUAAAGCACCCACCCACGCUCCCUGCAUGACAGAUGAAUACAAAUGCGGCAAUGGCCAGUGUGUCCCACUGCAUUACGUGUGUGACGAGUACGACGACUGUGGAGACCAUUCAGAUGAGCUCGGUUGCAACCAUGGCACUGGGCGCUCCUGCAGCGAGAACAUCUGCGAACACAACUGCACCGAUCUGGCAGAAGGAGGAGGGUUCAUUUGCUCUUGCAGAGCUGGAUAUGGACCCAGAGAGACAGACAGAAACUCAUGUGAUGAUAUCAAUGAAUGUGAGAUUUAUGGCACCUGUCCCCAGGACUGUAAGAACUCCAAAGGAAGCUACGAAUGUUUCUGUUUGGAGGGAUUCCGAUCAGUCGGUGAACAGUAUGGAGAGGAGUGUGCUGCAGAAGGGAUUCCUCCUCUGCUGCUCCUGCCUGACAGUGUGCGAAUCCGCAGAUUCAACCUCUCCUCUCAGCAGUACUCGGACUUUGUUGACAACGCAGAGCACAUCCAGGCCUUAGACUACGACUGGGACCCGGAGGGAAAUGGCCUCAGUAUCGUGUACUGGACAGUGCGGGGCCAGGGAGCUCAGUUUGGAGCUAUUAAACGUGCUUACAUGACCACCGUCAAUGACAAUGGUAACAACCCAGUGAAGGAGGUGGAUCUGAAUCUGCGAUAUAUUGCCAACCCAGAUGGGAUUGCUGUUGACUGGAUUGGAAGACACAUUUAUUGGACUGAUGCAGGGACCAAUAGAAUUGAAGUGGCAAAGAUGGAUGGACGUUACAGGAAGUGGCUUGUUCACACCGACCUGGACCAGCCUGCUGCCAUUGUAGUCAACCCAAAACUUGGAGUGAUGUACUGGACUGACUGGGGCAGGGAGCCCAGGAUUGAGAGUGCCUGGAUGGAUGGCCAGCACAGAAACGUCCUGGUGGGUGAAGACCUUGGAUGGCCCACUGGCCUCUCUGUGGACUAUCUCAAUGGAGACCGGAUCUACUGGAGCGACUCCAAAGAGAACAUUAUUGAAUCCAUGAAGGCAGAUGGAACUGACAGGAAGAUAAUUGUAUCAGGGGACAUUGGCAAUCCAUACAGUCUGGAUGUCUUUGAGGGACACAUAUAUUGGACAACAAAGGAAAAAGGUGAAGUCUGGAAGACAAAUAAAUUUGGAAAGGGAGAAAAAGUGAAGGUGAUAACAAUAAAUCCUUGGCUGACUCAAGUUCGCAUCUACCAAGAGCAUCGAUACAACCAUUCAGUGCCUAAUCCCUGUAAAGGGGUCUGCAGUCACCUGUGUUUGCUCCGACCUGGUGGUUACACCUGUGCCUGUCCGCAGGGCUCACAGUUUGCCAGUGGAAAUCCCUAUGAAUGUGAUGCAGCGAUUGAAGCUCCACUGACAAUGCCCUUUCCAUGCAGAUGUGUGAACGGUGGAACUUGCUAUACUGAUGAGAAUGGUCUUCCAAAAUGCAAGUGUGCUUCUUACUAUAGUGGAAGUUACUGUGAACAGGGGACAUGGAAAGGAGCCCCUCCAGGAACAGUCAUUGUGUUGCUGGCCGUGAUCAUAAUCCUGCUUAUUGGGGCUUUGGCAGCUGGGCUGUUCUUCAAUUACAAACGGACUGGCUUGCUUCUCCCACCCCUGCCCAAACUCCCUAGCUUGAGCAGCCUGGUGAAGUCUGGUGAGAAUGGCAAUGGGGUGACAUUCCAUUCAGGAGACGAUGUCACAAUGGAUCUGGGGCCGCCGGUGGCGCUAGGAGUUUCUGUGAUCGACAGAGCUAUGCAAAUGAGCGAAAGCUUCGCAGUGGAAGCAGGAAAGCAGCCCGUCACGUUUGAGAAUCCUUUGUAUGCGACUACUGCAGGCGCACCCAAUGAUCCUGCGGUCAUCCAUGCCUCCCAGGUUACGGUGAAUGUGAACUCUGAGCGGACUGAAAAAAGUUUUGAUAACCCCACCUAUCAUGUGGAGCAGCCUGCGGCUGAAGUGGAAGGUCCUUCGGCCAGCAAAGAGACACCACAGGAGUCUAAAUGGACUUUCUUCAAGAGAAAGCUGAAACCAAGUACAAAUUUUGAAAAUCCUGUAUACACAGAGAUGCAAAAAGAUCAGCCGGAGGGCAGUCCUGAGGAUGGAGCUGCUGCUUCUGAACCUUCUCCAUUUGCACCACCACAGAAAUCUCAAAAGAAAGACCGGCCAUCUGCCUUCACGCCCACAGAAGACACUUUCAGAGACACGGCCACUCUCGUCAAAGAAGACAGUGACGUAUAACUGUUCAGCAGAGACAUCAGAGACAGACUUGCCUUUGCACAUAAUAUAUUUUUAUAUGCAGCCUGUACAAAACUAGAUUAUUUUCCAAAAAAAAAACUUUAUAUGAAAUUAUAAUAGCUUACAGAGUGGGGGUCUGUCUUAACAUUGCCUUGUUAUAUUUCUAAUGCCAAUUCUCAUAUUUUUUAUGAUUUUUUAUGGUGAUGUACUAUAUGUAUAUCUUUGCACUGAACCUGCUUAAUGUUAUAAAUAUGUUGUAUAUUUGUAAAUUUGUGAAAGAUUAUGUCAACUUUCUCUGGAAAAUACGAUCCUGGCAAUAGAAGAUCUGCUCCAUAGUGGUACAUGAGCAAGAAAACACAGUUUAUGAGUAAAGUACAAACAGCUAUAACUGUAAAAAAAUAACAGUAGCUUGGAUUAAUCUAAAUAAUGAAACAGUCUUUAACAAAGAUGAAGAUUAAUGCAUUUCAUCUUUAAUGUUUAUAUACCUCAUACCUAGGCUGAGAAACAAAACAAAGACAUAAAACUGGGAUCUUGUUGUCUGUUCUUGAGAAUUGUAAGUCAGAAUAUUAUUUCUUUCACUUUCAAAGGACAAACAGGAAAUGUUUUUAAAUCCACCUCAGAUUAGUACUUUAGCCUAAUAUUUCCAUUGAAAUGCUUAAUGAACAAAAGUUUUCUGCAAUAUCAUGGAAAUUUAACAUUGCAGUGCAGUUCACAGAAACUCAGGACUGUAGAUCACACAGUCUGUUGUAGAUGGUGCAUUAGGUAAGUUAUUCAACAUUUUGACCUAUGUUACAAAUCACUUUACAUAUAAAGAAAUUAAAUGAAUAAAUGAUUGGAUGGGAAAGGCCUUCAAGGGUAGGAAAGGACAUAAAGCAAUAGUUUCAUAGAUAUCUCUUAGCACUAAUCCGGGACUAGUGCAAACUGGGGGCCUGUUGUUUAUGAGUUUGUGAGUGACAUCAGACAUCAGCACUGAGAACAUUCUUUAAAAUGAAUUAUGAAACGCUAUAAAUUGUUCCUUUUUAUUGAGAUUUGCCAUCAUAUCUCAAGUCAUCACCACUGAAAAUAAAAAAAAUGCUGUUAGCAUUCAUGCACAGACAGUAUGUUUUCUUGUGAGCAAUACAUAAACAGGCCCACUCCUUUGCAAUUUUCCAUAUUUCUGCAGUUUUUGCCUUGUCAAACAGUUUUCCUGCUCCAAACAUUUCAGUUGUUUUCAAGGAUCACCAUUUUGUAUUCUAAUUACAAGAAGAAUACAAUAAAACACCUUGCACCCAUACAGUAUGUAGAAUACUUUUUGGAUGAAGUUGUGAGACACAUUUAAUAUGCCUAAAUAUACUUGUAGAUGAAAAGAACAGGAACUGGAAAAAAUUGCUGCUGCUGAAACAAAUCUAAUAAAUGUGUUAUUUUAUCAAUA
Lepisosteus oculatus (spotted gar) is the source of this 15527-nucleotide messenger RNA. The record is from RefSeq and is a predicted model, not a curated record. NCBI's taxonomy places the organism in Eukaryota, Metazoa, Chordata, Actinopteri, Semionotiformes, Lepisosteidae.